Molecule: messenger RNA, 1137 nt
Organism: Aspergillus tubingensis
Lineage: Eukaryota; Fungi; Ascomycota; Eurotiomycetes; Eurotiales; Aspergillaceae
Product: collagen alpha-5(IV) chain-like
Exons: 1
Coding region: 1-1137 (378 amino acids)
Source: RefSeq, a predicted model, not a curated record
AUGACACCCAUGACGGCCGCCAGGAAGCCAGCCGCGGGCUGCAUGUUGGAGGAGGCGGCGCCAGUGAAGGCUGGGGAGACGCCCGUUGCGCCAGUGGUCUCGCCGGGGGUAACGGGAGAGACACCGGUGGUUUCUUCGGGAGUGACGGGAGAGACGCCAGUCGCGCCAGUGGUCUCGCCGGGGGUAACGGGAGAGACACCGGUGGUUUCUUCGGGAGUGACGGGAGAGACGCCAGUCGCGCCAGUGGUCUCGCCGGGGGUAACGGGAGAGACACCGGUGGUUUCUUCGGGAGUGACGGGGGAGACGCCGGUCGCGCCGGUGGUCUCUUCGGGGCUAACCGGGGAGACACCAGUGGCAGUAGUCUCUUCAGGAGAAACUGGAGAAACGCCGGUGGCGGUGGUCUCUUCAGGAGUGACGGGGGAGACACCAGUGGCAGUGGUUUCUUCAGGGGAGACGGGGGAAACGCCAGUGGCAGUAGUCUCUUCAGGGGUGACGGGUGAGACACCAGUGGCAGUAGAUUCUCCAGGAGCAGCCGAGGUGCCGGGCACAGCAGUCUCGCCAGGCACAGCAGUCUCGCCGGAAGCACCAGGUACAACGCUCGAAGCACCGGGAACAGUGGUCUCACCAGGGACGACGCUCGUGGAGGCUCCAGGGACAGCAGUCUCACCAGGGACGACGCUCGUAGAGGCUCCAGGGACAGCAGUCUCACCAGGGACGACGCUCGUGGAGGCUCCAGGGACGCUAGUCUCACCAGGAACGCCGCUGGUAGAAACGCCAGGGACGCUGGUCUCGCCAGGAACAGCACUUGUCGAAACACCAGGAACAGCAGGGACGGUAGACUCGCCAGGAACAACAGGGACACUGGUCUCGCCAGGAACAGCAGGAACAGUGCUCUCGCCGGGAACAACGGGGACACUGGUCUCGCCAGGAACAGCGGGGACGGUAGACUGGCCAGGAACAACAGGGACACUGGUCUCGCCAGGAACAGCGGGGACGGUAGACUGGCCAGGAACAACAGGGACACCGGUCCCGCCAGGAACAACAGGGACACCGGUCCCGCCAGGAACAGCAGGGACAGUGCUCUCGCCAGGAACAAUAGGAACAACAGGAACCGUGGUGUUCUGGAAUGGCGGCUGA